Messenger RNA from Ruditapes philippinarum (Manila clam), 1290 nucleotides. RefSeq lists its product as uncharacterized. The transcript is spliced from 3 exons. The coding region runs from base 203 to 826 and encodes 207 amino acids. Lineage: Eukaryota; Metazoa; Mollusca; Bivalvia; Venerida; Veneridae. The record is from RefSeq and is a predicted model, not a curated record.
GCUUCAUAAGAAAAGCAAUGACAGGGAGAAAAAGAAGAAGAACAAACAAACAACAGAUACCAAUGACUUGAAUACAUCAGGAAACAAUGACUCAAGUGUCCCCGCCCUAGUAUCUGUAGGUGUACUGGUAGCUAUUGCAGUUGCCGUGGUAACCGUAACAUUCAUAUACAGGCGGUACAGAUUGUCACAUCGGUUUAACAAAAUGCCAGAAACAAAUGAACGAGUAACCACACCUGAAUACAACUAUCCUAACUUCACAUACGAAAUGUCCAGCAAUGUAUCAAACCAAAGUGCGUUGAAUAACGUAGAGUACAAUUAUCCUGACUUUUCAAUGCUAAAUGAUUCCGAGCCUACCACAAAUGAUGACGCAAAAGCUUUUCAAAGCCAAGAAAGUGGACCAGUUGACGCUGAAACACAUGUGUAUAGUACAUCGGGAAAUGAAAACGAAUAUAACACCACAAGUAAAAGACCAGAUGUGCUUCCCAAUGAAACAUAUGAUCAUGCAGACCCAAUGACAAAAGGUGGAUCCAAUACAUUGGGCGAUACAACUUACGACGUAAGUAUGUCAACCGAUGCACAGCUUCAAAAGUUUGGUGAGCAUACAGAUAAUGUUUAUAAUACUGGAAACGACACUUACAAUCAACUGGGUGGUGACAACCCGGAAUUUAAGAAGUCUGAUAACGUGUAUGGAUCUAAUCAAAUUGAGACAUAUAAACGCGUCCCAAAUAUUGGAGAUGAUAAGGAUGGGCCGUACAAUAGUACAUCUGAAAAGUUUGAAAACUGCGGUAUUACUGAUAACCCGUAUUCAGAAUUAGAGGCGCAUUAAUAAUGUAGUUCAUGCACACCUGAAAUUCUUAACUAGUGGCAUCAAAAUAUCUGGUAACUUACAUUAUGAGCGAUUAUUAUUCAGAUCUUUGAUGGUUGCGUGAUUUAUACCAUUCAUAUAUCAUUCAUAUAUCAUUGGAACAUUGUCUAGUCAUCAUAUCGUUUUGUAAUAAGUGUUUACUUAAAUAUAGCAUCCAACAGGAGUUGUCGGUUCUUCAACUAUUUAGUCUGGAAAGUGCAGGCGAGCUAUAUACUAGUAUAACGUAGUCUUUACAAAAUGUAAGUUUGUAUAAACUUACAACGAAUUUAAAAUCAUUUUUUCACUUGAUAAUCUGAUGCCAGACAACACAAGACUCUGGCACAAUUUGCAUUCGGCAGUCCAGUUUCAUAUAAAACGUGUGUAGUACAAAAAUAUAGAAGUUAAUACGUGAUGAUCGUGAUAAAAUGGGGUAAUUUCACAUUGUU